Messenger RNA from Meloidogyne enterolobii, 535 nucleotides. Lineage: Eukaryota; Metazoa; Nematoda; Chromadorea; Rhabditida; Meloidogynidae. The record is from the annotation of a GenBank genome assembly.
AAAUAUGUAUAAUAAUUAUCUCUUCCGCUUCAUUUUUCUUUUAAUAUUCCUCAGCUUUUCAUUUUCUCAGCUUCUAAUAAAAUUAAAAUUUCAGAAUCAAUUUGGAAGCAAAACAAUAGCUAACAACAACAUUUCCGGUGCCCAACAAAAUUUAUUAAACAUUCAAAACAUCUACAACAAUCCUUCUUUAAUGAAUAUCAUUUUUGGAAGCAAUUCAAUUUUUAAUUUUCCUUCAUUUCAACAGCCUUCAAUACAAAUUCCACAAAAUAAAAAUACAGAAAUUUUAGCUAAUUCAGAAAUUAUUACCCUUCCCCCAACUUCUACAACUAUUAUUUCGCCCAAAUUUCUUCCUCCAACUCUUAUAUUUGCUGGCCAGAGCAAUAAUGCAAAAAUUCAUCAAAAAGAAAAAUUUCAAAUAUGCGGCCUACAGGCAACAAAAAGAUCAAAAACAGAAGAAGGAAGAAAGGUAGCUAGGAGGAAUAGAACAGCUUUUACAGAUUCACAAUUGGAGGUACUAGAUAUAAUUUAUUCCUAA